Molecule: messenger RNA, 1086 nt
Organism: Trematosphaeria pertusa
Lineage: Eukaryota; Fungi; Ascomycota; Dothideomycetes; Pleosporales; Trematosphaeriaceae
Product: alternative oxidase
Exons: 5
Coding region: 1-1086 (361 amino acids)
Biological process (GO): alternative respiration
Cellular component (GO): mitochondrion
Molecular function (GO): alternative oxidase activity
Source: RefSeq, a predicted model, not a curated record
AUGAUCUCUACCAGAGCAGCAUCGUGUGGCUCAAUUGCUUCCAAGCGGGCAUCUGCCCAGCUUAUCAAGGCCUUCGGUGGCUCGAGCCUGUCUAGCGUUGGACUGCGGCCCAGCUUCGUCGUCGUCCACCAGCUCCAGUUGACCCCUCCCACUAGCCAGCGGCACUUCUCCACCUCUCCUGCCAGCUCGAAGAUCACCGAAUACUUCCCCGAGAAGGAGACGGCGAGGGUCCGCAGGACACCAGCAGCAUGGCCGCACCCAGUGUACUCCGAGGACGAGAUGGCGGCCGUGGUUGUGGCCCAUCGAGAUGCGAAGACAAUGUCCGAUAAGGUCGCGCUGGCCGCUGUAAAGGUCUUACGAUGGGGCAUGGACAAAGCUACCGGCUACAAGCAUGAGAAGGCGGUGGCCCUGCACGCGAAGGACCCGGAAGCGGCGCAGAAGAAGUAUGCCAUGAACGAGGACAAGUACCUGAUUCGCAACCUCUUCCUUGAGAGCGUCGCCGGCGUUCCUGGCAUGGUUGCUGGCAUGAUCCGGCACCUGAACUCGAUGCGGCGGAUGAAGAGGGACAACGGAUGGAUCGAGAGUUUGCUCGAGGAGAGCUAUAACGAGCGAAUGCACCUCCUCACUUUUAUGAAGAUGGCCGAACCGGGAUGGUUCAUGCGUCUCAUGGUGCUCGGUGCUCAGGGCGUCUGGUGCAACGCACUGUUCUUCGCCUACCUCGUCAGUCCGCGUACCGUGCACCGCUUUGUCGGGUACCUUGAAGAAGAAGCUGUUAUCACGUACACGCGACAGAUCAAGGACCUCGACGCCGGUCGGCUACCGGUGUGGGAGAAGCUGCAGGCUCCGCAGAUUGCUAUUGACUACUGGCGAAUGCCGGAAGGCCAUCGAAACAUGCGGGACCUGCUUCUGUACAUCCGCGCCGACGAGGCGAAGCACCGAGAGGUCAACCACACUCUGGGGAACCUCAACCAGAAAGAGGACCCCAACCCCUACACUAGCGUGUACAAGGACGACACGAAGCCCCAUCCCUCCAAGGGCCUGCUGUUCCAGCGACCUACCGGCUGGGAACGCAGCGACAUCAUCUAA